UGAGAGGAGGGAGGGGAAUGGAUCUGUUCUGUGUGAGACGCCGGCACUACCUCACCCUGCUCCUUACCACCUGUCCUUGACUUGGCGAGACAGAGAGGAAGCUGCCCUGCUCCCUCCUCCUCCACCACCUUCAUAUCAGUGCUUAUGAAGGUGUCUGCAGUCCCUUUUUUUAAUACUUCACUCUGUGGCUGCUGCUCCCAUCUGUGGUGCUUCAGUGAAGAGAAGCUCCAUCCUCGGCCGUUGGAGCUCUGAUGGGAGGCGGCGUUGACUCCGGCUGGGACUGGGGAUGCUGAGCGGAGGGAGGGAGGGCCUGUUUGAGCUGGGACAGCAGCUCCAGCAGCAGGGGGAGUACCAGGCUGCCCUGCAUUGCUUCCUCAGCUGCCUGCUGGGUCUGACCCACGUACAGAGCUUCACCUCUCUGCCCAACUGCCUACAUCAGAUUGCCGAGCUCUUCAUCUCUGAAAAAAACUAUGGAAAGGCCCUCCAGUUCAUCCAGGCUGAAAAGAUGUUCUAUGAAGUGGCGCUGAUCGAGCUCACGGCUCUUCAGGGGAGCACAGGGCCUCAGGAGGAGGCCAGUCUGGGCUCUGCAGGAUGGAUGACCCCAGAGGAAUUUUCAGAGCAGGCCUCGCAAGCUCAGCACCUGGAACGGCUGGCUCAGCUCUGCAUCAUGAGCAAACAACCUCAUCUAGCCCUAGAAUACAGUGGUAAGGCUACAAAGAUUCACCAGAGGGCCUUCGGUAAUGACCAUCCGAUCACAGCCAGAAGCCUGGAGCUCAUGGCAACUGUCUAUGCUGAGAUCGGCAAGACUGAAUAUUCAGACUCUCUGGGCCAGUGUGUGUCUGCGCUGUCCAAACGCUUCACUGCUGCCGAGUCCCUCAGAGACACCGUCAACCGUCUUCCUCAUUCCCAUCGGGAAAAACACUCAGAGGCGCGCCACAGGAAGGACACGCACCACCACCAUCAGGAGGACACGCUGAAAGCCAAGGUAACCAGUGGCAAAGUCCCCACCUCCAUUCUGAAGCGGCCAAGUCCCAGUUAUGGGUCCGAUGCAGAGCCCAACCACAGACGGAAGGGCGAGCGCAGGGUUAGAUUCAGGGAGCCAGAGACCACAGUACACGAUAUUACUUACUCUGACUGUUUAGGUGCCUAUGAGACGACUCCAUCCCGCCCGCACCUCGCCCUGUUCACCUGCCUCUUCCUGCUGAUGUCAUUCCUGGGCGUGGCGAUGUACUGCACAGACCGCCGGCGCCCUCAGCGCAUGUGCGAGGAUCUGGAGGCCGCCUUGGCCGUCUACCUGCUGCACAUGAAGCAGCUUCUGUGGGGCUGCUGGAUAUGGCUGACCAUGCAGUGACUGUGAUGAACCACAGGUGGAGUCGUGGAGCCGCCUUUCUGUUUUUAUUCCUCUGUUUUUAUAAAUAUAUUAGAGGGUGCCCAGGCCUGCAAUCACCUCAGACAUUUUUGCAAGGCUCUAUAGACUGUCGGUGGCGUUGCACCACUCCCACAUAAAAACGGGAUGAUCUGUAAUCCCAGAACAUGUAGCUUCCACGUCUGUAUGUAAAUAUGCAUUUGGGAAAUGUCACUUUGUAAUUAAGUUGAGAUGAUAUUUUGCACAAAUUACACUCAUUCAGUCACCGUUUCUCAGCUCACAUCACAACCUCUGUGAUGUUUCCAAGGAAUGAUAUAAUUUUUUUUUGUUAUGAUUCAUAAAUUAUGUUUAUUAGUCAUUACAUGGAAAUGAAUGUGUAAAUAUAUAUAUGGGCUCAAUAUACUAAGGACUAUCACUAUCAGUAUUUAGGCUUGCAAUUGCACAUAAAUGAAUGUAGAAAUGUUUGGGAAUCAUGUGGUUUAAGUGUUUGGAAGGAAGAGGGUCUGAGAGGUGAGGAGGUGAACACAGAGCUACAUCACUUCACAGUCUGAGUGGAUGGAUGAAUACAAGAGGAGAACUAUCUAUCUUCAAGAGAGAAAAUGCUUUUAUCAGUUUUAAAGGUGUGGAACACUGGUUUAAUCAAUACACUUGCAAUGGUCUCUAGUCAGAAUAAAUGCCUUGUAGGUUGUACUCGGGGGGG
This is a messenger RNA of Nothobranchius furzeri (turquoise killifish), 2066 nucleotides long. It is a transcript of the gene c18h14orf180, whose product is annotated as chromosome 18 C14orf180 homolog. The record is from RefSeq and is a predicted model, not a curated record. Lineage: Eukaryota; Metazoa; Chordata; Actinopteri; Cyprinodontiformes; Nothobranchiidae. Gene Ontology annotation, molecular function: connexin binding. Gene Ontology annotation, biological process: positive regulation of Golgi to plasma membrane protein transport. Gene Ontology annotation, cellular component: transport vesicle; plasma membrane; trans-Golgi network.